Messenger RNA from Dicentrarchus labrax (European seabass), 1613 nucleotides. It is a transcript of the gene gfi1aa, whose product is annotated as growth factor independent 1A transcription repressor a. The record is from RefSeq and is a predicted model, not a curated record. Gene Ontology annotation, cellular component: nucleus. NCBI's taxonomy places the organism in Eukaryota, Metazoa, Chordata, Actinopteri, Moronidae. The coding region runs from base 176 to 1378 and encodes 400 amino acids. The transcript has 7 exons.
CUGCAGCCUGUGACUGAUAUUCUGACAUUCAGACUAAAUGUGGACAGAGUUCAGGACAGUGUGUGUUCUGAGAGCCCGGGUGCCUGCAGCGUCAGUGCUGUCUGUAGAUAAAGACGGAGCAGCGUGGAGAGGAGUGAAGUGAAGUGGAGGAUUUCAGACCUGAAAGAAGGAAAACAUGCCGAGGUCUUUCCUGGUGAAGAGUAAAAGGGCCCACAGCUACCACCAGCCCCGCUACCUGGACGAUGACUACAGUAGACUGGACACUAUACUAGCUCACGUGGGCGCAGAGAGCAAAUCUCAGGCGGAGUUUGAGUCCAACUUGGAGCCACAGGAGGAUGUAAGCGCCGGCGCUGACAGGCUGUCCCCCGGGUCCAGGCUGCUGUCCCCGGGGUCGCUGUCCUCCAGCUCCCCGCUGAGCUGCGGAGGCAGUGUGUGCGACCGAUCCUCCGACUGUGAUUUCUGGCGUCCCCCGUCUCCCUCCUCCUCACCAGAUUCAGAGAAAUGCUCCACUCCAGCAGCGGAGGACGGUCACCACUUCAACAUCCCGCUCUUUCCUUACUCCUGGACGGCGUACUCCGGCUCUGAGCUGAGGCAUCUGGUUCAGGGACCGUACCAUCACCACCUCCAGGGCCACAGGGAGCCUCACUCACCCGGCAGCAUCUACGGCGCGGAGGACAGCGGCACCGAGCCGCUUUACGCACAGCGGGGCCCGGUGGCCAGAUGCCACCAGGACUAUUCUUCAACGGGACACCAAAUCUGCAGGAUGCGGGACGGAGACGAGCUGUAUCGGGAUGUAAAGCAGAAAGCCCGCGGCGCGGAAAUCAAGACUGAACGUGACUUUAUUUGUUCUAACGUCGAGUCAAGUGGAUCAUUUAAGUGCAUUAAAUGUUGCAAGGUGUUCUCCACGCCUCACGGGUUGGAGGUCCACGUGCGGCGGUCGCACAGUGGGACACGCCCGUUUGAGUGCGGGAUCUGCGGGAAAACCUUCGGACACGCAGUGAGCCUGGACCAGCACAGAGCGGUUCACUCGCAGGAGCGAAGCUUCAGCUGUAAAAUCUGCGGUAAAAGCUUCAAGCGCUCCUCCACGCUGUCCACGCACCUGCUCAUCCACUCGGACACGCGGCCUUAUCCGUGCCAGUACUGCGGGAAGAGGUUCCACCAAAAGUCGGACAUGAAGAAACACACCUUCAUCCACACAGGUGAGAAGCCGCACAAGUGCCAGGUGUGCGGGAAGGCGUUCAGUCAGAGCUCUAACCUCAUCACGCACAGCAGGAAACACACAGGCUUCAAACCUUUCGGCUGUGACCUCUGCGGGAAAGGUUUCCAGAGGAAAGUGGACCUGAGGAGACACAAGGAGACGCAGCACGGACUCAAAUGAGCACACUCGGAUGCUGGAAUCCUGCACUUUUAAUGUACUCCGACUGUACAUAUGGACGGUCGUGUUUUAUUCUGUUCUAUGGUUUUAUGCGUUGACCUUCUUUUUCCUAUUGUUGAAUGUAGUUAAAUACUUAGCCUGAAAUAUUUUGGUUGAUUUUAUGGAAAUGAAAAUUUAUUUAUCGCGUUUGUUUUUACAUUAUUAUAAUAAUAAUAAAAAUGUACCUAUAGAUAGUUCA